AUGAAGUUAAAUUCAGAAGUAUUUAAAGAGGCGCAACUGGCUGCCAGAGCACCAAGAUUUAGAUAUUUAAUUCUAGGAUUGGUGUGUGGUGCGGUAGUACCCACCAUCUAUAUGAGACGGUACAUAGCAACAAGACCAAGCAAAGAGAGCCUCCAAGAUAUCAACGCUAUCAAGGAGCAGGCAAGAGCUAUCGAAGAAGGAUCCAAGUUGCUCGAUUUUGACGUUACAUCGACUAGAGAAAUGCUUAACGUCCCGCUUGCCUCAUGGCACCUCAAUGGAAACACAAAAUAUAUCACUGACGAAAAAUUCAGAAGCAUGGUCGAUGACAAUUCAAUGAUCCUCUUCUCAUCAAUGGUUUAA
Molecule: messenger RNA, 360 nt
Organism: Vanderwaltozyma polyspora DSM 70294
Lineage: Eukaryota; Fungi; Ascomycota; Saccharomycetes; Saccharomycetales; Saccharomycetaceae
Gene: SPG1
Product: Spg1p
Exons: 1
Coding region: 1-360 (119 amino acids)
Source: RefSeq, a predicted model, not a curated record